Vicia villosa (hairy vetch) is the source of this 1785-nucleotide messenger RNA. RefSeq lists its product as uncharacterized. NCBI's taxonomy places the organism in Eukaryota, Viridiplantae, Streptophyta, Magnoliopsida, Fabales, Fabaceae. The transcript has a single exon. The record is from RefSeq and is a predicted model, not a curated record. The coding region runs from base 1 to 1785 and encodes 594 amino acids.
AUGGCUAUUAACGCCAUCAUGGAUGUGGUCUAUGUCCAUGAUGUGAGAGACCUGUCAAUUCCUCUCCCAGUCAUCAAGAAAAAGCUGCUGCAAGCCAGUUUAUUUCCGGGUUGCGAUGUAGGUUGUUAUUAUUGUGCAUCCCAACUCAAUGGUUGUGAGAAUCUGAAGAGAGGUAUUCAAGGCUGGAUAGAUUGUUGCACUAUCAUGUUUGAAAAGAUUCCUUCCAUAGAAAGUUUGUGCGAAGGUUUCUCCCGUGGUUUGAAGAUUGAAGACGUGUCAGUGAUUUCCAAGGCUCCUUUGAGAAUUCCUACCAAGGGUCCCAUCAAGAUUACUACUGAACCUCGUGUGGCCCCCCUAAUCAUCACUAAGCCUGGGCCGAUCCCAUAUUCCUCCGACAAGGCUGUUCCAUGGAAUUAUGGUGCUGAUGUCUAUAUUAAUGAUGUAAAACAGGAACCUUUAACCGAUAAGAUGGCUGAAAUCAUUAAUCCUGACGUCGGUAAUAUUGCAGGGAAUAGUAAAGUUACAAGAAGUGGAAGAAUUUUCUCCCCGGAAAUUUCUCCAAAUGUUGUAUGUCCACCUCCUGUUCCUGCUCCCAAUCCAGCUACUGAUGUCAGAGGCAAAGGGCCAAUGCUCGAACCUGUCCCUGUUGAAGUUACUACCGAAGACCCUUCCCAGAAAGAGAUGGAUGAGAUCCUGAAGAUUAUCCGUAAGAGUGACUAUGAUGUUAUUGAACGAUUGGGGCAUACUGCCUCUAAAAUUUCCAUGCUAUCACUAUUAACUUGUUCUGAGGCCCAUGCAAAGGCUUUGAUGAGGUUCCUAAAAGCUGCACAUGUACCACAAGAGAUUUCUGUCAACCAGUUCGAGAAUUGUAUUGCAAGCCUGACGACAGACAAUUAUCUUGGGUUUUUUGAUGCUGAGUUGAUUCCCGCUGGAAAGAAUCACAAUAAGGCCUUUCACAUCUCCAUUGAAUACAGGGGAACCACUAUGGCCCAUGUACUAGUUGAUAAUGGUUCAUCUCUGAACGUACUACCCAAGAUGGUGCUGGACAAACUCAACCCUGAAGGGAUCAUGUUGAAACCUAGCGACGUGAUAGUAAAAGCUUUUGAUGGCUCGAAGAGUAUGGUAUACGGAGAAGUGGAGCUUCCAAUCAGAGUAGGUUCCCAUACUUUUGACACUGUGUUCUAUGUGAUGGACAUCCAUCCUUCUUAUUCAUGUCUGCUUGGGCGCCCAUGGAUACAUGGGGCAAAUGCUACGACUUCAACCCUGCAUCAGAAGCUAAAAUACCCGGUGAAAGGAAAGAUUGUCACUGUGCACGGAGAGGAAGAAUAUGCGGUGAGUUACGUAAAUGAGUCCAGGUAUGUUGAGGUGGAUGGUGAAUUUAUUGAAACUCCUUGCCAAACAUUUGAAUUGAUCCCUCAGGCUGUCUCCGCUGCUAAACAUGUUCCCACUAUUCCCAAAGUCACCAGAAUUCCUCCAACAAUGGCUUCUCUGAAGGAUGCUAAGGUUGUGGUCGAAGAAGGUGGUUGCACUAUUUGGGGCCAACUUAUUGAUGUUCCUUACAAAUCGUACAAGCGUGGUUUAGGUUGUACUACCGGAAAUCAGAAGGAUAAUCAUCACACACAUUAUGGUGGUUUAAUGUCUCAUUUCACCAGCAAAGGGGUCAAUGCUAUAGAAGAAGGCGAGAGCAAUUGCAAUUUGGACAAGUGGAUCUUCCAUACUUCUGACAAAGGUCUGGACAACUGGAAGGCUGAAGACGUUGUCUCCAUCUCCUUUAGCCGAGAGUAA